Molecule: messenger RNA, 3672 nt
Organism: Cornus florida
Lineage: Eukaryota; Viridiplantae; Streptophyta; Magnoliopsida; Cornales; Cornaceae
Product: leucine-rich repeat receptor-like serine/threonine-protein kinase BAM3
Exons: 2
Coding region: 377-3364 (995 amino acids)
Biological process (GO): protein phosphorylation
Molecular function (GO): receptor serine/threonine kinase binding; protein kinase activity; ATP binding
Source: RefSeq, a predicted model, not a curated record
CCAACGGCUGCUUUAUUGAUUUAAUUUCUCAUGAGACCUGUCUCUCUCUCUCUCUUCCUUAAAGAAGGUUAUUGUAGAUAGAUAGAGAUAAAGCUCACAACAAAACCAGUUUUUGCUGAAUACUAAUCUCUUCCUCUUCUUUCAUUGAGAAGGGAAAAGAAAAGCAAACAAAGGAAAGGGAAGGCUUAGCUUCUUCCUUGAACUUGAAGUCUCUUUUCCUUUGAAGAUGUUUGAUUCUUUAAACCUAUGCACACUUGAAGUUCCUCAGAUUCCUUUUACUUUUCUUCUCUUUUCUGAAAAAUCCAUUAUUGUCGAAGCUCUUAAAUUCAUUCCUUUCUUCUUCAAAUUCUCACAAACUUAAUUUUCCAAAGAAAAAAUGGCUCCCUUUAUUCUUCUAACACUCUUCUUCCUUGUGGGCACUACUUCUUCUGUCACUAGUGAUUUUCAUGCCUUGAACACUCUCAAACAAGGCUUUGAAUUCACUGACCUGGCCUUGAGCACUUGGGAUUCUUCAAAUCCGAGCUCGGUAUGUUCGUGGGUGGGAAUCAAAUGCUUCCAUGGAAGAGUGGUUUCACUUGAUUUAUCAAACAUGAAUCUUUGUGGCUCUGUUUCCUCUGCCAUCUCCAGCCUCGAUAGGCUCUCCCAACUCUCCCUCGCCGGCAACAACUUCACUGGCGAAAUCAAGAUUGAGAAUCUGAGUAGUCUUCAGUCACUCAACAUAUCAAACAACCAGUUCAGUGGUGGCCUGGAUUGGGACUACUCAACAAGUCUUGCAAACUUGGAGGUGUUUGAUGCUUACAACAACAACUUCACUGCUUUCCUUCCUAUUGGGAUUUUGGGGUUGAAGAAACUCAAGCACUUGGAUUUUGGAGGGAAUUAUUUCUUCGGGAAAAUCCCGCCAAGCUAUGGAAACUUGAUGGGGUUGGAGUACUUGAACCUGGCGGGCAAUGAUCUGCAUGGGAGAAUCCCUGGUGAGUUGGGAAAUCUCACAAACUUGAAGCAGAUUUACUUGGGCUAUUUCAAUAUGUUCGAAGGCGGUAUUCCGAGAGAGUUUGGCAACUUGGUGAAUCUAGUCCACAUGGAGAUUCAAAGCUGUGAAUUGGAUGGCUCAAUCCCUCAUGAAUUGGGGAAUUUGAAGUCACUUGAGACACUGUACUUGCAUUUGAAUCUGCUCUCGGGCUCAAUCCCGAAGAAACUAGGCAACCUAACAAGCCUAAUCAAUCUUGAUCUGUCUAGCAAUGCACUUGCUGGGGAAAUCCCAUAUGAGCUCAUUGGCCUCAAACACCUCAAGCUCCUGAACCUGUUCCUGAAUAGACUUCAUGGGCCAAUACCGGAUUUCGUUGCUGAUUUGCCUGAUCUGGAGUGUCUUCAGCUCUGGAUGAACAACUUCACCGGUGUCAUUCCCGAGAGUCUAGGCCGAAAUGGGAAGCUCCAGUUGCUCGAUUUGUCCACGAAUAAGCUCACUGGUACGAUCCCUCGAAACUUGUGUGCUUCAAACCAACUUAGGAUUUUGAUCCUCCUCAAGAAUUUUCUGUUCGGGCCCAUACCUGAGGGGUUAGGAUCAUGUUCAAGCCUCACAAGAGUAAGGUUGGGGCAAAACUACCUAAAUGGUAGCAUCCCAAAUGGCUUCAUUUACUUGCCUGAGCUAAAUUUAGUUGAAUUGCAGAACAAUGAUUUGUCAGGAACUAUGCCGGAGAACGGCAAUGCCACGUCGAAGCCGACUAAAUUAGGCCAGUUAAACCUGCAAAACAAUCUUCUUUCAGGCUCUUUACCAUUCUCACUUUCCAAUUUCACUUCCCUCCAAAUCCUCUUGCUUGGUGGAAACCAAUUCUCUGGUCCAAUCCCUCCUUCUAUAGGAGAACUAGAACAAAUCCUAAAGCUUGACCUCAGGGGGAAUUCGCUUUCCGGCCUAAUUCCUCCGGAAAUAGGGAACUGUUUCCAUCUCACUUACCUAGACAUGAGCCAGAACAACCUCUCUGGCUCAAUACCAUCCGAGGUUUCCAAUAUCCAUAUAUUGAACUACUUGAACUUAUCAAGAAACCACUUGAACCAAACCAUACCCAAGUCAAUAGGCUCCAUGAAAAGCCUCACAAUUGCUGACUUCUCCUUCAAUGAUCUCUCCGGAAAGCUCCCUGAAACAGGCCAAUUCUCCUUCUUCAACGCCUCCUCUUAUGCCGGGAAUCCUCAGCUCUGUGGCUCACUUCUGAACAAUCCUUGCAACUUCACCACUAUAACAAAACCACCCAAGAAGUCCCCCAAAGACUUCAAGCUAAUAUUUGCCCUCGGCCUAUUACUAUGCUCUUUAGCAUUUGCCUCCGCAGCCAUACUAAAAGCCAGGUCAUUUAGGAAAAAUGGCGCGGAUUAUUGGAAGAUGACAGCAUUUCAGAAGGUCGAAUUCACGGUCUCUGAUGUGAUUGAAUCCGUGAAGGACGGCAAUGUGAUAGGCAGAGGAGGUGCAGGGACUGUGUACCAUGGCAAAAUGCCUAAUGGGGUUGAAAUUGCAGUGAAAAAACUUGUUGGUUUGGGCGCUAAUAGCCUCCAUGACCAUGGUUUCAGAGCAGAGAUUAGGACUCUUGGCAACAUCAGACAUCGAAACAUAGUGAGACUGUUGGCAUUUUGCUCAAACAAGGACUCAAACUUGCUUGUGUAUGAGUACAUGAGGAAUGGGAGUCUGGGAGAGGCAUUGCAUGGUAAGAAAGGGGGGUUGUUCUUGGGGUGGGACUUGAGGUACAAGAUUGCUAUGGAGGCUGCUAAAGGCCUGUGCUAUCUCCACCAUGAUUGCUCGCCGUUGAUCGUGCAUCGCGACGUGAAAUCGAACAAUAUUUUGCUCAAUUCGAGCUUCGAAGCUCAUGUUGCGGACUUUGGGCUGGCCAAGUUCUUGGUGGACGGUGGGGCGUCGGAGUGCAUGUCCGCGAUUGCUGGCUCGUACGGCUACAUUGCUCCUGAAUAUGCAUACACCUUAAGGGUAGAUGAGAAAAGCGAUGUUUAUAGUUUUGGAGUUGUCCUUCUGGAACUCAUCACGGGGCGACGCCCAGUGGGAGAUUUUGGCGAAGGUGUGGACAUCGUGCAAUGGAGCAAGAGGGUAACCAAAUGCCACAAAGAAGAAGCCAUUGGCAUUGUUGAUACAAGGCUAACCACAGUGCCCCAAGAGGAAGCAAUGCACUUAUUCUUCAUUGCCAUGCUCUGCAUCCAAGAGAAUAGCGUUGAACGCCCCACGAUGAGGGAGGUGGUCCAAAUGCUAUCGGAGUUCCCUCGGCAUUCACCGGAUUUUCAGUCGUCGACUUCAUCGGUCGUUUUCCCACAACCCAAGAACCUUGAGAAAGAGAAAAGUUGCCCAAAGUUGAGAAAAGAUCUCUUGAUUUAAAAGCUUGAAUUUUAGAGUUUUUAUAUGGUUUGGCUUUUUUUUUUUGGUUAUGGCCUUGCAAUGUGCAAAGUUGAUAUUUUUUUGCUCUUUUUUUUUUUUUUUUUUUUUUUUUUACUUAGAUUUAGGGAAAGGCAAUUUGGCGUUGAGAUAGAAGUACUAGGAAUUAAUAAUUCAUCACUGCACUACAUUUCAAGGGGUGCCUUUUAGGUAGGAGAAGAGCUUUGCAGUGCUAACUUGCUCUUUGUAUCAUACUAUAUACAUAUUAGAUUUCGAUUGCUUUAAUGUCAUUUUAAAAUUUUCUAUCCAAA